AUGUUGAUCCCAGAAUAUUUCAGAGACAAGGUGGGUGAGAGUGUGGCAGAGUUAUUUGAAAAGGAAAAGUAUGAAUUAAGAAUAGCUGGAGGUGCUGUCAGAGAUUUAUUAAGUGGAAUGAAACCACAAGAUGUGGACUUUGCCACCACUGCUACACCUACUCAGAUGAAGGAAAUGUUCCAGUCUGCUGGUAUUCGUAUGAUCAAUAACAGAGGAGAAAAACAUGGAACAAUUACUGCCCGGCUCCAUGAACAGAACUUUGAAAUUACCACACUUAGAAUUGAUGUAGUCACUGAUGGACGACAUGCAGAGGUGGAAUUCACAACUGACUGGGAACAAGAUGCUGAAAGAAGAGAUCUUACAAUCAAUUCUAUGUUUUUAGGUUUGGAUGGCACGCUUUUUGAUUAUUUCAAAGGUUAUGAAGAUUUGAAAAACAAGAGAGUCAGAUUUGUUGGACACGCAAACCAGAGAAUACAAGAGGAUUAUUUACGAAUACUGAGAUAUUUCAGGUUUUAUGGAAGAGUAGCAGAAAAGCCUGGUGACCAUGAAUCUAAUACUCUGGAAGCAAUUAAGAAAAAUGCCAAAGGUUUGGCUGGAAUAUCAGGAGAGAGAAUUUGGGUGGAACUGAAAAAAAUUCUUGUUGGAAACCACGUAAAUCAUUUGGUUCGACUUAUGUAUGAGCUUGAUGUUGCUCAUUAUAUAGGAUUACCUGUUAAUGGGAAUUUAGAGGAAUUUGACAGAGUCAGUAAAAAUGUUCAGAAUCUGUUUCCAAAACCAAUGACCGUUCUAACAUCACUGUUCAAGGUGCAGGAUGAUGUCAUAAAACUCGAUUUGAGGCUGAAAAUCUCAAAAGAAGAGAAGAACCUUGGCAUUUUUAUAAUGAAGCAUAGAAGAGACUUAAUCAAAGCUACAGAUAGUCCAGAACCACUUAAACCAUAUCAAGAAUUCAUUAUAGAUUCUAGGGAACCAGAUAUGAAUUCCAGGAUCUGUGAGCUUCUAAAAUACCAAGGAGAAGAGCAUCUUCUAAAAGAAAUGCAACAAUGGUCUGUCCCUUCUUUUCCUAUCAGUGGACAUGAUUUAAGAAAAAUGGGAAUUUCUUCUGGAAAAGAAAUUGGAACAGUGUUACAGCAGUUAAGGGAUCAGUGGAAGAAGAGUGGUUACCAAAUGGAUAAAGAAGAACUCUUAAGUUGUGUAAAGGUGUAGGAUUUGAUGAUAGUUUAGCAAUGCACAUAAUUGUAUUUACCUUGUUACAGGGAGAGUCAAAAUAGUUGUAAAUAUAGUGCUGUUACCAGCCAGUAUUGCUUUUGAGUUCUAGACAUUGAGGUGUGGAACUGUUUCAUGUUCAAAAUUCAUACUAAGCUCUGAAAGCAGGAGUUUAGCUAUGUGGUAAUGUGGGGCUUUAUUUCUGCCAAUCUGACUGAAAACCUACCUCUGAUAUGUUAAAAUGGUAAAUAGUACAUACUUUGGUUUUGUAUCUUCUAUGUUUCUAAUGGCACCCAGAGGUCACACAAGGAUUCUUGUUAUUCUGAUUUAGCUACAAACAAGGUGAAUGACUUCUGAGCUCCAGAUAAAAAUCUCUUUAAUGCAUUAUUUUUGCCUGGAGGAAGUCUUGUACUUCUAUAAGUAAUGAGAUCUAAAUAUUUUUUGUAGUCAAAGCUGAGUAUCAGAUAGAAUUGCUGAAGAGAACAUUUUACAAACAAAUGAUGUCCUGUCCUGUGAAACAACCCUGUUUUCCUAAAGUUUUUAGUUAUUUUAAUUCCAGAAUCAACUGUAGAUUAAAAAGAUGUCUAGGUCAAUAUCAUAAGAAGUAUCUACUUGGGAAUAAGUACUUUUUAUGUGUCUUAUGAUUUUUUCAGUCUUGUUUCUCAUUUUACAAGUGUACAAAUUUAUUGGAACCCCCUGCCCUCUUUCAAAAGUAUAUUUUAAUUUUUGUGCAUAUAACAUUGAAGUCUAGAACAGAGCCAGUGCUGCUGGUCCAGUUUUCUCCUCCCGGUGUCAGGUAUGUUGUCAUAGUAAAAAGAAGCACCUCUUAUUCCCCUAAUUGGUUAGAAGUAAUGCAUUUCGCUACAAUCACAGUUACCCAAAAAAGCAAAAGUGUUAGGGUGUUUUUCACUUGACAUACCAUGUGCAAAAUGAACCUGAACUUUGUACAGUAGUGAUCUCUUUGAUGUACUGACAUUCCAAUGAAAUAUGAGCAUGGAAAAUCAUCUAGCAUUUGAGGGGAUAAAAAACUGACUGUACAAAUAUAUUUAGUACAGUACUACUCCCACAUCUCCCAAAAUAACUGACUUAGGGCCUAAUUCCUGUCUCCCUUACUUAUGUUUUAGUUCCUUUCAGGGAAUAGUUGAAUUUAAAUCAAUGGGGUUAUUUCAACAAAACAGACGACAAAACUACUCACUUUAGGUGGCAGUAAAAUAGAGCAAUUAUACAGCAUACUGUGUAUCCAUGUACUUUUCUGUAUCUAAUUAUUAUUGGAGGGAAGGUGGUUGGAAUUCCAGUUAUUUACACAGUGAAAACAUGAUACAUUCUGUAGCUAUAUAGGGCCAGUGAUCAGAAAUUGAGCAAACCAAUCCUUGUCUGCUGUUUUUGUUAUUAAAAGUCUGGUUGCAUUUUGUUAGUCUGAUUUGCUUAUCACAGCAUUCUACCUGCACAAUGUUUAAUUUUUUUUAAAAUUUGUUGGGGGGAGGGGGAAGAAAUGUGAUACAAUGUAGCGCUGAAGUAGAUCCUUUCCUAAGGAAUUAAAACACUAUAUAAACCUGAAUUUAAUCCUUAAAGCAACCCAGUGAAGUAACAAAAUUCUCUUUUCAGGAUGAAACAGAGAGGGUUUGGUGUCUGUAACCUUCCUAUCCUUAAAACUUCACAUUUGCAGCAGAUUCAAAAGCAUGUUGCUUUGAUUGUAGUGUGAUUAAAAGCAAUCACCAUGUUUUAAUUGCAACCUACUUAACACCUCAGAUCAAAUAGCCCAGUUAUAGUUCUUAGUCAGUUUGGGGUCCCUGCCUCAGAUGCACUGCAUACUCAACAUUUGCUUCACAGAAUUUGGAAAAAAUUUAAGAUGUGAAACUGUAAAAUCAAUGUUCAUAUUUGUAAAUGAUUGCAUAACAUUUUAAAUGAACUAUUUUAUUAAAUUCUACAAAACAUUAAAGCUUGCUCUUAGUAGUUCU
This is a messenger RNA of Pelodiscus sinensis (Chinese soft-shelled turtle), 3161 nucleotides long. Lineage: Eukaryota; Metazoa; Chordata; Testudines; Trionychidae. The record is from RefSeq and is a predicted model, not a curated record.